GGAACUCCGUACUAUAACUGUUCAGUUAUCAGUUUCUUGAUGGGAUUACAUGCCAUUGCACGACGCUUAUUCGGAGAUCACAUCUUUGAUGUAGACAGAUGGUCCUAUCUGCGCGUUUUCACCGCUGUUAUCAUUCAUGAGACACUUGGACUCGGCAUUUUGGUUGGAUUUUGGGCAGGGUGUUACAAAUUUCGGCCCCUCCACAGGAUGCUAACCUUGGCACCCAAAUCUGUUCAGAAUGCAUACGGUAAGGGCAUGAAUUGGUCGACAAAGAAACUCCAACGGGUUCCAUCUUUCGUCAGACGUCGCACAGAUCCCAACCGCCUCCUUAUCAGCGGCGCCGAAAGUUUUGCUUUGCGGAAGCUCCUCUUGCCGAUUACCGUUCCAGGAAAAAUUUAUAUCUCUGUGAUCGUUUCGGACCUUUUCUAAUGUGUCGUACCAUGUAUUCCUCUUUGCUCGAUCGAAAUCGACCUCGUUUUUUGAUUUUCUGACCUGUUUUCUUAGACUUUUAGUUGUUCGGACUUUCUUUGAUCGGUAUUACCUAUCGACAACGCGACUAGCGUUUCAAAAGCUAGGGGAAUCUUCUAGCUAUGAACAUUGAUUGGCCAAAAAUUGUUACUUAUUUCGCUA
Dicrocoelium dendriticum is the source of this 630-nucleotide messenger RNA. Lineage: Eukaryota; Metazoa; Platyhelminthes; Trematoda; Plagiorchiida; Dicrocoeliidae. The record is from the annotation of a GenBank genome assembly.